This is a messenger RNA of Amyelois transitella, 8571 nucleotides long. RefSeq names its product transient receptor potential cation channel trpm (gene Trpm). Gene Ontology annotation, biological process: protein tetramerization; monoatomic cation transmembrane transport. Gene Ontology annotation, molecular function: monoatomic cation channel activity. The transcript has 34 exons. Lineage: Eukaryota; Metazoa; Arthropoda; Insecta; Lepidoptera; Pyralidae. Gene Ontology annotation, cellular component: membrane. The record is from RefSeq and is a predicted model, not a curated record. The coding region runs from base 707 to 5875 and encodes 1722 amino acids.
AGUUUACUACGCGGUGUCCGCGCAUUUUGACAUUCAAAACGUUCGGUGUUCAAAUUUUGACAGUUUACUUUUUUUGCAUUUUAGCGUGUGUAGUGCAGGAGGUGUUGUUAUUUUUUUUAACUUUAUUUACGAUGACUUUUUUAACAUAAACUAAGGAGUAAAUAGGAAUCAAUUGGGACUGUUUUUUGUUAUAUUCAACAGUUUCAUUUGGCUAUAUAUACUAAAGUAAAGACAUUACGAAAUAAUUUUUUUUAAAGGAUCGUCAUUUUUUCUUAUUAUAUUUUUCAAAGGAAAUUUCCUUAUACUAUGAGUAGUUACACUGAAUAGGAGGCUUGACUAUGUUUAUCGUAUUUUAUCGAUGCCACAGAAUUUUCCAUUGAGUUGAGAUUUAAGUUUUCUGUAGCGUUCUUGGUACAACCUGACUUUUUUAACGAAUAUUAUAAUUAUCCAGCAAAGCCUCUCUUAUUGAAUUCACACAGAAAAAUAAUUGAACUAGACGAUUUCUGCAAAGUAAGAUUGUACAGUCGGUGUCAUAGCAAACCUUAAACGUCAAGGUACUCCACUGUAUUUUUUUAAUUAGGUAGAAUAUAUAAAAAUAAGAUUCUUUUGGACACGAGCUGAAUACAUUAAGACCUCGAUAUUAAGUAAAAUUUAAAAAAAAAUUAGCAUUCUAAUAAUCUGGUGUAGUGUUUGAAAUGUGUUCGGUAUGACGUCACUUGGAAUACCGACGGAGGCGCCCGUUCAUACUAUUCUAUACACAUCGGCCUACCCGCCAAAACCCGUGAAGGCCACGCCAAAAAAGAAAACUACACGCAGUUGGAUUGAAAGUACAUUCCAGAAGCGAGAAUGCAAGUACUUCGUGCCUAGUGCUAAAGACGAGCACGUAUGUUGGUGCGGACAAAGCAAGACUGCCCAUGGGUCUAACAUCGCCGUUGCUGCCCCGGGGGAAGCCUGGGUGCCAGCCAGACACACCCACGCAGUUCCCACUGACGCGUAUGGCACAGUUGAGUUCCAAGGAGGACCACAUCCUACCAAAGCACAGUACGUUCGCCUUUCGCACGACACCCGUCCCGAGCUGAUAGUCCAACUGCUGACGAGAGAAUGGGCUCUAGAAAGACCGAAACUCCUCAUCACCAUCCAAGGGGGCAAAGCCAAUUUUGACCUGAAGCCGAAGCUAAAGAAGGUGCUCAGGAAAGGGUUACUGAAAGCAGCCAAAACAACUGGCGCUUGGAUCUUUACUGGUGGCACUAACACAGGUGUAACGCGGCAGGUCGGCGAUGCUCUUCAGCUGGAGAGGUCACAAAGGGCUGGGCGGGUAGUCAGUAUUGGCAUAGCGCCCUGGGGCAUUGUGGAGGGCGCUAACGAGCUCAUCGGGAAGGGAAGGGAUGUGCCCUACCACGCUAUAGCUUCACCAAGAUCCAAGCUUGCAGUGCUGAAUAACCGUCACGCAUACUUCUUACUGGUGGACAAUGGGUCAAUCGGCCGCUAUGGCGCCGAGAUCGUGCUGCGGAGGAAGCUGGAGAAGUACAUAGCAGCUCAGAAACUACAUCCUUACACCCAUUCAUCAACACCCGUGGUGUGCCUGGUGAUAGAAGGCGGCACCAACACCGUGAGGGCCGUGUUGGAAUACGUGACUGACACCCCCCCUGUCCCGGUCGUGGUAUGUGACGGGAGCGGUCGAGCCGCCGACCUCAUUGCUUUUGUUCACAAGUACGCGUCAGAAAGUGGCGAACAGACUGUGCUGGAGUCGAUGAGGGAUUUCGUGAUUGGUACCAUUCAGAAGACCUUCGAAGUGGGCCUCCAGCAGGCUGAGUGCCUCUACGGGGAGCUGCUGCAGUGUACCAGGAAGAAGAAUUUGAUCACGGUGUUCCGAAUCCAAGAGCGCGCGGAAGGCGGCGAGGUCCAGGAGUUGGACCAGGUGAUCCUGACGGCUCUGUUCAGGGCGCAGCACCUGUCUCCGAGCGAGCAGCUGUCCCUGGCCCUGACAUGGAACCGGGUGGAUAUCGCCAGGUCGGAGAUCUUCGUCUAUGGACAGGAGUGGCCGCCGGGUGCCCUCGACGAAGCUAUGAUGCAAGCCCUUGAACACGACAGGAUAGAUUUCGUGAAGCUUCUCCUGGAGAAUGGAGUUUCCAUGAGGAAGUUCCUCACCAUACCUCGUCUGGAGGAGCUGUACAACACCAAGAGCGGGCCAAGCAAUACCCUCAGAUACAUCCUGAGGGACGUCAGACCUCAUCUUCCUAGGGGAUAUGUGUACACGCUCCAUGAUAUAGGGUUGGUGAUCAACAAGCUGAUGGGAGGGGCAUACAGGUGCUACUACACUCGCCGCAAGUUCCGUCCGAUCUACGCCAAGGUGAUGAACAAGAGCGUCAACGUUCACCGCAACAGUGCUUCCUUCACCCGCCACAACGCCGGAGGCUUAUCUCUUAUCACCGGGUUCAUGCCAGUCACCACCGAGAUGGCAUUGUUCGACUAUCCUUUCAACGAAUUGUUGAUGUGGGCAGUGCUAACAAAGCGUCAUCAGAUGGCCUUGCUGAUGUGGACUCAUGGCGAAGAAGCUCUGGCUAAGUCACUGGUGGCCUGCAAAUUAUAUAAAGCCAUGGCCCACGAAGCAGCCGAAGAUGAUAUGGAGACAGAGGUCUAUGAGGAACUGAGGCAUUAUGGCAAGGAGUUUGAGAAUAAAGCGCUAGAAUUAUUAGAUUACUGCUAUCGACAAGAUGACGAUCAGGCUCAGCAAUUAUUGACUUGUGAACUCCAAAACUGGUCUGGACAGACGUGUCUGAGUCUAGCCGUAGCAGCGAACCAUAGAGCAUUAUUGGCCCAUCCGUGCUCGCAAAUAAUCUUAGCAGAUCUUUGGAUGGGUGGCCUUAGAACUAGAAAAAAUACAAAUUUAAAGGUAAUUCUGAGCCUGCUGUGUCCACUCUACAUUCUCCAACUGGAGUUCAAGUCGAAGGAAGAGUUGCAGCUGAUGCCGCAGACGGAGGAGGAGCACCUGGAGAACGAGAGCAUGGAAGAUGAUAGGAGCACUAAGGAUCCAAACGACGCGGAGCAGGCGUUGAUUGGCUCAGGGGCCGAAUGUGAAACUCGGGUUGAUCAGAACGGGAAAGUUGGUAAAAUAGGGUGGGAGCCCUCGUACAGGGAGCUGCCUGAACAUCACGCCCCGGAGGACAAGAGGAUGAGGCCGCUAAGACUGAGGAAGAAGAUUUACGAGUUCUUCACAGCGCCUAUCACGAAGUUCUGGGCCGAUUCGAUUGCCUACAUAUUGUUCCUAUUGAUGUUUACGUAUACAGUAUUAGUCAAGAUGGAUCCGACUCCAUCUUGGCCAGAAAUUUAUUCUAUAUGUUAUAUAUUAACGUUCUUAUGUGAGAAGAUAAGGGAAAUAAUUACGUCCGAACCAGUUGCUAUUAGACAUAAGUUCAGUGUGUGGGCUUGGAACAUGUGGAAUACGUGUGACGCGGGCUUCAUCAUCUUCUUCCUCGUGGGCCUCACGCUACGGCUGCGUGCCGGCUCCAUGGAUGUCGGCAGGGUCAUAUACUGCGUCGAUAUUAUAUUCUGGUACUUGAGGAUACUCAAUAUACUGGGUGUUAAUAAGUACUUAGGUCCUCUAGUCACAAUGAUGGGUAAAAUGGUGAAAAAUAUGAUAUAUUUCGUGGUGCUAUUGUUAGUGGUGCUAAUGUCGUUCGGAGUGGCGCGGCAGGCAAUUCUCUAUCCCGACAAGGAGGCCAGUUGGUACCUCAUUAGAGAAAUAUUCUUCCAGCCGUACUUCAUGUUGUACGGUGAGGUGUUUGCCCCGGACAUCGACCCUGUAUGUGGCACGGACAUUGGCGACGUGAAAUGUGUCACUGGGAGAUGGAUCACGCCCAUUGCGAUGACGAUAUACCUGCUUGUCGCAAACAUUUUACUUAUAAAUCUUCUCAUAGCCGUCUUCAACAAUAUAUUUAACGAAGUCAAUGAAGUCUCGCAUCAGGUGUGGAUGUUCCAAAGAUUUACAGUGGUGAUGGAGUAUGAGAGGAAACCGGUUCUGCCACCGCCAUUGAUAAUAUUCUGCCACAUCUACGCGACAGGGAAGUGGAUAACAAGGAACGUCUCCCACAAACGGUUCCAGUACGACAAUGGAUUGAAACUCUUUUUGGAGAAGGAGGACAUGGAGAGGCUCUAUGAUUUUGAGGAGGAGUGCGUCGAGGGGUAUUUUAGGGAACAAGAAGUUAAAUUAUCUAAUUCUAUAGAAGAGAGAGUAAGAAACACAACUGAUAGGGUAGAAAAUAUAACGACCAAAAUGGAAGACUUGAACCAGAAAGCUAAUUGCCAAAUACAGUCAAUGCAGAGUGUAGAAUUUAGGUUAAGAAAAUUAGAAGAUGUAGCUGAACAAACAAUGAACCACCUCGCAGUCAUACACCGGUUCAUGGCGACCCAUCCCUCGCUGGUGAACCGGGGGUCCACUGACACCCUGGGACCCCCUCCUCCUACCUUCACAUCAGGAGCAGCAAGACUCAGAACCGCCAGCGAUAGAUCUGAGGUGCUGUCAGACUCAGACACAGGUGCGGCGCGCUUCGCGGUCCGCCCAGUGCAGGAGGAAGACGAGCAAGCCUCGCAGGCCUCCGAAGAUGAGAUAAUACAUUCCGGUCCUGAAGCUGUAGUGCAAAAGGAGCCAGAGGCUGAUUCAGACUCAACGUCUUCUGGUGGAAGUGUUGCUGGGCCUGAGAUUACAGUUAUAAGAACGCAGCCACCUGUCACACCAGCAAGACAAAGAUCUUCAGAUAGCAAUAGAACAGAGCCGAGCGAAGAUAAGAAAAUACCUUCUUCAACGGAUGACGCGUUCUUGCCGGAAGCCCAAGAAAUGCCUUCAGAUCUCCAUAGUCUUAGACCUCGCACGACAUCAGCUGCUACUCGACGAACAGCCAACACCAGACGGAGACGAUUAUGGAAACAACGUUCGGAAGGUGGCAACGAAUGCGGGAUGGGUGGUCACCACUCCGCCCAGCACUUGGCUCCUCGCAGACAACACAGUCAGACACACUCCGAGCCAGACAACUCUGCUGUAGAUGCAGGAUCUGUCCAUAAUUCCAUUACUGGUCCAUCUGGGUGGGAAGCCACUGGCGGCGCGGCCGGAGUACCAGGUCGGACCAGAGUGGGUGCUCCUCCGAGAUCGUUACUCCUGGCGAUGCACGAGUACACCAGCAUCACUGAUGAGCUGGAGACGGUAUAUGGGCUUUUUUCGCCACCACAUACCCCAAGGACACCAAUCACGUCGCGUCUCCUGUCCCCUGCCAGGGCCGCUUCUCCAUCAGUAAGGCGUCGGCAUGCUAGUGAAAUGUCAAACCCUGAGUUCGCACUCUUCAUGGAGAAGGAGCAUCUGAGAGGCGCCGAGGAGGACGACUAUAUCAUGAUGGAGAACCUCAUUCAGAGACGCCUAGAAUUGGGGUGUGUGCUGGACAGAUACGACGAGGAGAGUGGAGAGGCCGAGGGUGGGGAGGCGAGCGGGAUCAGCAUCAGCGUGUGCGUGAACACGAGCGGAGAGGAGCCGGCGCCGGUGCCACACCAGACUAGCACACUUCUGACUGUUAGCGAUAGACGGUUGCCGCAUCAGAGACACUCCCUGAGGAGGUCGUCAGCUAUCGACAGUCGUGAGCUGCCGUCUCCUCUGCAGCCGCUGCUGGGUGACGACGCUUGUGGCGAGGUGCUACUUCCAGUCCCCAGGCAACCAUCAGGCGACACGAACGCCUCGAGCGAGCUGUCUCUCUCGCACAUGGUGAGCGAGAACCUCCCCCCGCGCCCCUCCAUCGUGCUCGACUCGUCGCAGCUGCCGCGCCAGCGCUCGGCCGAGCAGCCGCCGCAGCCGCAGCCCCCCACUCCGGCCCGUCCGGAGACCAUGUGCUAGACUUGGGAAAUCACACAAACAAUCUUUUAUUCAGCCCGCAGAUGUUACGAAAAUCGGGUCGAGCUACAUCUCACAGAAGCACACGCGAAGCAUAAUCGUAAUAAUAAAAAAAAACACCAAAUAUGUUAAUGUUAAACCGUUUUCUGACUCAACUUCUCCCGUUUCCAUUGAGAAGGCCAUUUUGGAACCCCUUAUCACUGUUAUGCCUUUAGAACGAUAUAUUUUGUUACUGUAUCUUCAACACUGCUACUAGACUGACCUUUAACCAACCAUAUCGAACUAGGGUUUCAUACUUUAUGAUCUAGACUUGUUAGCAUUGUAAUAUAAUGAAGGUGAACGAAUAAGACAACUUUAUAAAUGAUCUAUUCGCUUAAUACUUGGGCAAUACUAUUUUUAUCGCCUCGCUUAGUGGCACAAUAUUGCUGUAAAUAAGCUGAACAUUGAUCUUUUUUAAUGUUUUCCCUCUGUUUAUAAGUAUACGGGCCAGCGCAUAUUUCUUUCGUACUUAUUCGCUAAUUGAUUGAUGUUUUAAAUUUGAAAAUGCAUUCAAUAUGUGAACUUAUAAUAUUCUUAUGAAAUAAAUUUAUUUUGACUUAUAUAUUGUCUUCAUACAUAUUAUAUCAGCAGCAGUUAAUGAAUCCAUUUUAUUUCACUUGCCAUUUACUAUUUUCUCAUUUUCAAAUUUAAAGACCAAAUCAUUCAAUUUUAAAUCUUGAACGUAUUACACACUACAAAGAAUGCUUGGAAGCGCGAAAUUAAGCUGUGUUCGAAAUGAUGUUAAAACUUUAUGAGAAUUGUACAGAAUACUAAGGGAUGACAAAGGACAAUACAAGUUAGUGCUCACUAUGUAUAUAAUUGUCAGAGUGUUAUCAAAGGCUUAAACGAGUUAGCGACAACACUUUUCAAUCCUAGUGAAACCAAUAAAUAGUUUAACAAUAAGGACAAAUAAUGUUUUGCAGAUAUUUCUACACUACGAAGCUUAUGGUAUGGUAUGAUGGACCCAUCCAUAUUAGUACAGUCAAGGCAAAUUUAUAAUGAAUUGGGGUAGGUCGAUAUGCUGUUGACUGUACGUCUGAUCAAUAAUCGCAUUUUUCCUGAAUAUGCUGAAAGUUUUUUAUAUGAACAUCUUGCUUCCUUUAACAAUAACGUUUAUUUUUUUAUAUUUUGUAAUUUACUCUGUGAAAUCAUUAAUGACCACGGUAAGCAAAAUAAAGUUUGAAAUAAUCUAUCUAGCCUUUAUUGAGAAGUGUUGCUACAUAACUAAAAAUGAUUGAAACCAGAACUGAGGAGUUACAUAAAGUAGGUAUUAUGUUAGAUAUAAAAUCUAUAACUAAGUACAGCAAUUUAAUUUACCAAAAGGAAUAAUGAGUGUGAUGUUGUACAUUAUAUCAAUCGGAAUAUCAGUGAGCACUAUGAAUCUAUGUUUUUAAGCUUCAAUUAUAAGUUAAUGUAACGAUUUCCAUUUACGACAUAUCAGAGAAAUUGAGUUAUGAUAUUUCUUUCAUACAAUUUUGUACGUUACAACUGAUGCCUCAAUAGAACUUUAUAUCUUGAAAUUGUUGACCAAUUUUAUUGAUUAAAAUAAAAUAAUAUGACAGCAUGCUUCACAUAAGUGACGAAUAUUAGUAAAUUGACAAAAUAAGUACUUAUUAUAUACAUAUAAUAGAAAAAUAUGUCCGAAAACUUACCAUUUAACUUAUGUAACUUUUUGAUUAUUUUUAAUGUCUUUCUUGUUCAUUUUCUUUAAAACCUCCAAUAAAAAAUGGUCAUCACAAUGUGUUCAAUUAUACCAAAUAUUUUAUCCAAGUUUCCAUUUUAUUAUAUUUGCAGUACAAUCAGACUUUCAUCUUUGUAUAUAAUUGUAGAGAAUAAACGUUCGACGACGCGACUAUGUAUAUUUAAUAGAUUUUUUAAAAUAAUUCUAUAAAUUAAGACAAAAAUGCAAUAAGUUAUUUUAAUUUGUAGAAUAGUGUUAAAUGUUUCAUCAUAUCGUAGGUUUUCUGAUGGAUAUUAUGAAAAGCAAUAAAAAUGUUUAAAUUGUGAAAACAAACGACUUCCAUGGUACAGUUAAUAAAAGAAUUGAAAUAAAUUUAAUAGCAACCGUGAUCUUAUUUACGUAUUUACACAUUAUGCUGUGUACAUUGAUAAUGUUUGUAUACCUUGAAUUAAAAUUUCUUACAUCCUUAAUAAUGAAUUACUUGUUUUGUAUGUUUCCGUCCACGUAUCAGUUUAACGCAUUAAUUUAUCACGUGAGUUUAUAUAUUUUACUUUUAUUCAACUAUUUUUAUAUCAUUUAGAUACCUAUAAAUAUAUGUUAUACUUAAGUAUUCCAUUGUAUUUUUUGUCCAAAUGGUUCCAAAUCAGAUACCUAUUUUCUUAGUUUAAAACUUAACUUUGUCAAUGAAAAGAUGAGAGAGUUUUGUAUUGCCUUAUUUACAUUUCUAAGCAUACAACAUAAUGUGUUAAUACCAUCAAAUCAUCUGGGAACUGCUUUGCCUCUCGCUGAUUGAAGCGACACUUUAUAUAUUUUUUAAUCUUUCAUCUUACCUUUAAGCACAAUAUUUUAAUUAUAUUUAAUCCUUAUUGGGAGUUUUACUUCGUACUUAUUUGAUUCGAUUUUCCAGAGUGAUUAGAAACUUCGUCUGUGUUAUGUAAAACAUAUGUACAAUAAAACAAUAAAUAUAUUUGUGAUAUUA